UAGUGGGUCUUGGAGAACGUACCCGCCGUGCCACCAGAGAGCAAGCAGCCGCCGCCUGCCCCGUGCGCUGCGGACCCGUGCGCUGCUCCUCCGCCUGGCCCUCCCUCCCCGCGGUCGGCAGUUGCUAGGCGCUCCAUACCUGCACGGCGGCGCGGUCAUGCCUCCGCUCUAGUUCCCUCCUCUCUGUUUUCCCCGCUUCUGGUUGGGGGGCAGGGGAUGUCAAAUCUCGAUUCCACCGCCGCGCCGGCGGGGAGGGGGACGGCGGAGCGGGAUUUCACCCCCGCAUCUGUUCCAGCUUUGAAUGGAACACCGAAAUGCAUGAAUAGGAGGAAAAGGAGGAAUAAGAUGCGGGAGAAACAGGACUCCCCACCUGGUUUGGACUCCACGGUGGCAGCAGAGGCAGAGGAACAGGGAGAGGCAAAGGGAAGGAGGAUGGAGGAGAGGGAGGCCCCUGAUGCUGCUGCUUCUGCUUUGAAUGGGACACCAAAAUGCAAGAACAAGAGCAAGAAAAAGAAGAAUAAGAUGCAGGAGCAACAGGAAUCCCCACCUGAUUUGGAUUCCUCGGCGGCAGCAGAGGCAGAGGAACAGAGAGAAGCAAAGGGAAGGGGGAUGGAGGGCCGGGAGGACAGUGAUGCUGCUGCUUCUGCUUUGAAUGGGACACCGAAAUGCAAGAAGAGGAUGAAAAGGAAUAAUAAGAUGCAGGACAAACAGGUAUUCCCACCUCAUUUGGAUUCCACAGUGGCAGCAGAGGCAGAGGAACAGGGAGGGCCAAAGGGAAGGGGGAUGGAGGAGAUAGAGGCCACCACUGUCGCUGCUUCUGCGCUGGGGGGGACACCAAAAUGUGAUCAGGAAGAGGCCAAGGUGAAGGACAGUGUGAUGCUCAAGGAGGAAGCCAACAACACUGUUGUUUCAGCUUCAGAGGGUACACCAAAACGCAGGAGGAGGAGAAAAAGGAACAAGAUGCAGGAGCUACUAGAGUCCCGACACCCACAGGCAUCAUUGGGUAUUGUUGGAGUGGAUAAAAUUAUGUCCAAUAAUGAAAAUGGCCGCGCAGAUGGGGUAGAGGCAUCAGGACAUGCUGAUGUUAAUAUGGAUCUUAUAAAUGGGGAGGAUCCAAGUUGUGCUCAGUCAAAUGCAAAUGAUGUUGAUGUUUUGGUAGAGAAUUGCUCCAAUAACUUGCAGGAGAACUCUGCAGGAGGAAAGAGACAGAAGAGAAAAAGAAAGUGGGGUUCAUCCAGCAGAUGGCCAGGUUUAUCUUCUGAGAAUGAUGGAAUGGUUGCUAAGGACAGCUUGGAUUCUUCAGCACAUCAUGAUGUUAGCUGCGUAUAUGCUUCAUGUUCAGUUGAGCCACACAAAGAUAAUAUCAAGAAUAUUUACUCUCCAAGAGGAUCGCUGGUGAGGUUUCACAGGAAAAAACUUCUGAUAUUGGAUCUUAAUGGUUUGCUUGCGGAUAUAAAUCAAGAUUACCGCAAUGCGCACAAGGCAGAUGCAAAGGUUAAGGACAAGUUAGUUUUUACAAGACCAUACUAUGAUGAUUUUCUGAGAUUUUGCUUCCAGAAUUUUGAGCUAGGAAUAUGGUCUUCAAGGAAAAGGGAAAAUGUCAAUAGGGUUAUUAAUAUCCUUAUGAGGAAGCUCAAGCACCACCUACUAUUUUGUUGGGACAUGUCUUACUGCACUGUUACGGGGUGCAACGUAAUUGGUACGAAGGGCAAACCGUUAGUGCUGAAGGAACUAAAGAAGUUGUGGAAUAAUGAGGACCCUGAUCUCCCAUGGGAGCAGGGAGAGUUUUCACCUUCAAAUACAUUACUAGUGGAUGAUUCACCCUACAAGGCUUUGUGCAACCCGCCAAACACUGGCAUUUUCCCCCAUCCCUACAGUUACCGUAACCAGAGUGAUGAUUCCUUGGGACCUGGUGGAGACCUUCGGAUGUAUCUGGAGAGAGUUGCGGCUGCAGAUAAUGUUCAAAGUUUUGUCCGGGAUAACCCAUUUGGUCAGAACUCCAUCACGGAUAGUGAUCCAAACUGGAAUUUCUAUGUGCAGAUAGUUGAUAAAGUCGAGCAAGCAAAUAGAAUAGUUGAUAAAGUCGAGAAAGCAAAUACGGAGUAGUUGAUAAAUUGGAGAGGUCCUUAGCUUUACAGGCAUGAAUGAAGGGUCCUUAGCUUUACAGGCAUGAAUGAAGGGUUCAAUCGACUUAAAGUUUUGUGUUUGCUUGCGUUGCUUGGUAGAAGUUUUCCGUUGGGCCAAUGCAACCAUGUGUAGUAUUAGUUUAGAAAUAUGCUGUUUUGUUAGACAACACGAUUCAAAAUUUUUUUAUUAGUUCCUAUUCCACCACUUCCUGCUCGUAUCGAACUAAAGAAGUUGCAAGGGUGGUUCUACUGUACUUUAAAUAUACCUGAGGACUGAGUGGUGAAUCAUAGAUUCACAUGUAUCGAAAGAAUUACAGGGUUUCUGUAAGCAUGUAACUUAGUUACCAUUGAAAGUUUUGAUGAUUAUGGGACAAGGAUGUUUCAAUUACGGAGCUGUAAUAUUUUUGUGAAUUGUUGUAAUUCAUCUCAAUUCCAUGGUGUUGUGCCAA
Panicum virgatum (switchgrass) is the source of this 2575-nucleotide messenger RNA. RefSeq lists its product as uncharacterized. The transcript has 11 exons. The record is from RefSeq and is a predicted model, not a curated record. Bases 217 to 2106 code for a protein of 629 amino acids. Gene Ontology annotation, molecular function: phosphoprotein phosphatase activity. Lineage: Eukaryota; Viridiplantae; Streptophyta; Magnoliopsida; Poales; Poaceae.